AGGGAAGAUCCGAUCCAAUUCCAAUCCAAAAAAUAUGGAUGCAAAUUAAAAAUUAGGGUUCCGAUUCCAUUUCACAUCCGCAUUCAUUUCUGUUGUGUCGUUGUGUAAUAGCAUCGCUUGGAUCGAAGAAGAUGGGGAAACAAAUUGUGCCAGUGAAAUCGGUGAUCUAUGCACUCUCCCCUUUCCAGCAGAAGAUAAUGACCGGUCUCUGGAAGGAUCUUCCAACCAAGAUUCAUCACAAAGUCUCCGAGAAUUGGAUCAGCGCCACUCUCUUACUGGCUCCCCUCGUCGGCACCUACACGUAUGUUCAGAACUACCAGGAAAAGGAGAAGUUGGCUCACAGGUACUGAGCUCACGCCAGAUUGGAUAAACCUUCAACAUUGUUGCUAUACUCUUGUUUAGCCAGCCAAUAACGUGACUGUUGAAACUCGCUCUUACCCUUUGGUUUUGAGAUGUCUAUGAAUUUGAGCCUUUCCAACUUUGACAGUACUUAUUGAUAUAGUCUACUACAUUUUACUCAUCUAUAUUACUUCAUAUUAUAAAGGACAAGGUAUGUGUUGUCAAUAAUGCCAGAGUUAGUUUGACAAAAUGUGUUGGCAUGUAAACUCUAGGAUGGUUGAGUUGCUUUUAUCUUUUUUAAAUUCAAACAACCAUUCUUACAUAAUUGCUAAAUUUUGCC
Messenger RNA from Abrus precatorius (Indian licorice), 679 nucleotides. Its product is annotated as cytochrome b-c1 complex subunit 8-like. Gene Ontology annotation, biological process: mitochondrial electron transport, ubiquinol to cytochrome c. The transcript has 2 exons. NCBI's taxonomy places the organism in Eukaryota, Viridiplantae, Streptophyta, Magnoliopsida, Fabales, Fabaceae. Bases 132 to 350 code for a protein of 72 amino acids. The record is from RefSeq and is a predicted model, not a curated record.